AUGAGGGAAUUGGAAGGCAAAAUUGUUGUUUUGCUGCGCACGAGUAGUGUGGCCCGGGCGCCGGUGUACCGCCACCUCCGCGCGAUGGGUGUUCUUCUCCUUCUCGUCCACCCCACACCGCCGGCCCCCGCCUUCGACGGUCUUUUUCUGCAUCAACUCACACACGACACCCACGACCCGGAGGCGCUCCUGCCAGCACUCACACAGUUUCUCGCAGACCUCAACCUCACCCCAGAUGCCGUUAUCUCCUUUGAUGAGUACGCCGUCUACCCGGCGGCCGUCAUUGCCCAGCAGAUGGGAUUUCGGCCUAUUCCACUUCCCCCACAGGAGUUGCGUGGGGUGAGUGUAAAGUCGAUCUUUCGUAGUUGGUGUAGGGCGCACGGUGUCGCAUCACCGGCGUCAGUCGUCCUCACGCGUCCAUCGCCGGAACAGCAAGAAAAUCUGCAGACACACAUUGCGGAGGUGCUGCAACAGGCGGGAUUGACAUUUCCUGUUGUGAUGAAACCCUGUCCUGGGGCUGGAAGUCUACUGGCAAAACUAUGCUUCAACGUGGAGGAGGUGCGUGAACAGGCACUUGUGAUGUGGAGAACCUUCAGCACGCAUGCGGAUGUAAAACACUUUGAGGCAUUACUUAAUACAGCGGAGGAGACGGGGGAGAAAAAGAUGCAGAUAUUGGUUGAAGAGUUUAUUGAAGGGCAAGAGGUAGAUCUUGAUUGCUGUGUUGAAAAUGGUCAAGUGGUGUUCUGUAGCAUCUCCGACAAUUUUGAAACUUGUCCACCUUUCUUUGUGGAAGAGGGUGGAUUAUGUCCUAGUGUAUUGCCUCAGCGUGAACAAGAGGCAUUACGACAACUCUUAGAGCAAUUUGUCUCAAUUCAUGGUGAAUGUUUACAUGGGGUAUUACACUUUGAGGCAAAGUACGACUUUAACAGACGCCAGGCGUAUGUGAUUGAAGUAAAUUGUCGUCUUGGUAGUGCAGAAACCAACACGAUGGUACGUACUUGCUACCGUGGAUUAGAACUAGGAGAAUCAUUAGUACGCUGUGCAUUGGGACUCUCCGUAGUGGAGCAACUCGCACGCCACUACCCAGAAGAAGUAUUAAAGCAAAAACACAUGUUAACAGGUCUGCGUGGUUGUUUUCCACCAACGUGCUUCUGCGCAUCUGUAAAUGUUUAUCCUACUAUGGAGGGUGUGUUGGUACGAGCGGAUGUGGAUACAACCGAUAAGAGUCUGGUGGAAUACAGUGUGUCUGGUGUGCCCGGAGUGUUCGUGGCCCCACCACCAAAAGCAUUUUAUCUCCUGGCAUGGAUGGUUGCGAAAGGCGCAACGGAGUCUGUGGCUCGAGAGGCCAUUAAACGAAUUACAAAUGACUUUGUACAAGAGAUAUCUGUGGCUCAAUGA
Trypanosoma theileri is the source of this 1398-nucleotide messenger RNA. RefSeq names its product biotin carboxylase. Bases 1 to 1398 code for a protein of 465 amino acids. The transcript has a single exon. Lineage: Eukaryota; Euglenozoa; Kinetoplastea; Trypanosomatida; Trypanosomatidae. Gene Ontology annotation, molecular function: metal ion binding; ATP binding. The record is from RefSeq and is a predicted model, not a curated record.